UAUAAAUUAUACAUAUAGAGUCUCUCGAUUCUCGUCUUUAACGAUUAUUAUUCCAUAUAACAACGAUCAUUCUUCCGUAUAUAAUAUUGCACACAAACAAAUACUAUAUACUCCUCUCUCAGUACCCAAACCCAUCUCUCUCUCAUAAUGCUCACUUGUAACCACUACCCAGAGCCACGUUCAAUCCACCAGCACUAACAGAUGGGCAAGGCAGUACGGUGGUUUCGAUCACUCCUAGGAAUCAAAAAGGAGGACUCGCCGCCGCAACCGCCGCCGCCGGCGACAACUCGCUUAGAACCAAAGCCGGCGAAGAAGAGGUGGAGCUUCGUCAAAUCGUACAGAGAAAAAGACCGCACAACAAAGUACAACACCGGCGACCACCGAAGAGCCUCGCACGGAGACGCAAUUCCACACUCCGGUUCGUACGCCGCCGAAGACGGCGUUGAUCCGAGCAGGCACGCCAUAGCUGUGGCCGCCGCCACCGCCGCCGUGGCGGAGGCCGCAGUCGCGGCGGCGCAGGCGGCCGCAGCCGUGGUGAGGCUAACGAGCAGCGGGAGGUCGGCGCACGUUACCGGCGCCACCAGCACAGCGGCUUACGGUAGCAGCUUCAGUGAAGAGUGGGCCGCUGUUAAGAUACAAUCGCAUUUCCGAGCUUAUCUGUCGAGGAGAGCACUGAGAGCAUUGAAGGCACUUGUGAAGCUUCAGGCACUGGUAAGGGGUCACAUUGUGAGGAAGCACACUGCGGAUAUGCUACGGCACUUGCAAGCACUAUUACGUGCUCAAGCACGUGCACGUGCAGGGCGGGCCCAAGUUUCUGAAUCCUCACAUUCAAGCACCAAGUCCUCUCAAUUCCUCCAUCCUGGCCCUCCAACCCCUGAAAAAUCUGAACAUGCCACAAGAGCAAAGAGUACAAAACAUGACCAGUCAUUCGUGCUCAAGAGAAAUCGAUCGAAAUCGAAUGGGAGAUUGGUCAUUGAUCAGGAGAAGGCUUGCAGUGAUUGGAACUGGUUCGUUGAAGGAUCAAGGGAAAAAACCAAGUCUUCAAUGAAAACUGGCCCGAUAGAUGAUGAAAGGAUUGACAAAAUACUUGAGAUUGAUAACGGGAAACAGCACUUUGCCCCCAAAAGUAGAAACGAGUUGAAAUAUUCUCAUCAUGCUUUUGCUUCAGAUCAAAUUAGUCAUAGCUUUAACACUUCAAAAGACUCAACUAACCUUCAAACCGUGCCAAGUCCUUCCUCUUGCGAAGUUCAAUCAUUCAGCCCUUUGAAAUUACCUCAAGAUGUUGAGGAAUGCUCUUUCUGCACUGCUGAUAACAGCCCGCAAUUCUACUCUGCUUCAUCGAGGGGCGGCAGUUCUAGGAGAGGCCCAUUCACUCCCACUAAGAGUGACGGCUCAAGAAGCUACCUAAGCGGUUACUCAGACCACCCAAACUACAUGGCUUGCACUGAAUCUUCACGGGCUAAGGUGAGGUCACUUAGCGCUCCAAAGCAAAGGCCCCAAUUCGAGAGGACUAGUUCAACGAUGAGGUAUUCAAUUCAUGGGUAUGGUGAUUCGAGAUCAACCACUCAAAAGAUAUCUGCCUUGCAUGCCAGCUUCACUAGUAAAGCUUAUCCCGGAUCUGGUCGCUUGGAUAGACUUGGAAUGCCUGUGAGAAGCGAUGCUAACGGGUACAACGCUGGUCACUGGAACAGAUUUUAAGGGUUCUGCAAUUGGGGUCCUUUUUCUGUUAUCAAAGGUAAGUUUUCUGUUUAUGUUUUAGAGGCUAAUCUGAAAGCUAACUGAGUAUUUAAAACUCUUAACGGUGCUGCUUAUCUACUCUGUGACUUGAAACUAUUGUAGCUCAAACAUUUAAAAGCACCACUAAAGAGAUUAUGCAUGAAAGAGUUGGAAAUAUGAUAUGGUUUUUGACUUGCAAUUAAUUGUCCACACACACACACAGACAUGAUGGGUGCGAAGCAUUUAGUAUGAUGUAUUUACAUACAUAUAUAUAUAUAUAUAGAAAUAUUGAUUAAACAUUUAGGUGGUUGAGCUCCAUGUCUUAGCAGAGAAAUUGGGACCCGUCUACUAAAAGCACUCCACCAGCUUCCACUAUAAUUUGAACCUUCUGUAUGUUGGGGAGGGAAGUUUGAAGAAUUAGUUUCAGUUGUGAGUUGAAUCAUCAAAAGGGAAAUAUAUUUGUCAUUCAUAGUCCAUAAACUAGGUGCUUAUUAACACUAUAUCAUGAAUGGUUGAGAGUUGAAAAGAAUAAUCAUAGACAUGGCCAAAGGGAAGCUGUAUGUAGGGGCAGGCUUCACUCCUAAACCUCUUGUUUAUGGGUAGGAUUUAAGUUACAUAAUUCUUUUAAAUGGGUGCCGCUUUUGCCCUCCGCGCACUCUCUUGCUGUCAUUUCUUCCCAACUUAAAUUUUUGCCGCUCCAGCUCGCACACUUGUUCCCACACCCGCAUUAUGUGGCAUUAUGUGACUUAACGAAUGACAAGUUCUCCUUGUAUUAAAUACCGUCAUUUUAGUAGUUAUUUUAUUAAAUUAUAGGCAAUGUUCAAAUUAAUUGAAAGCAGAGAAGUGAUUGAUCUGUCAACUGUCACUUGUCCUCAUAAAUUAUGGAGGAAAUUUUAAGUUAAGAGGGUGGUAGAGAUGGAUCUAAAUUCUAUAGACGACCGGCAACUAAUAUAAGAUGAAAAAAAAAAGGCGUGGUAUCAAUCAAUGGUUGUUAAAAGACAAAUGAGAUGUGGUCUCUGCAUUAAAUUACAUUCAUACUGAUUUUUUAUUUUUUAAAAUUAAGAGAAUGGCACAAUAAUCCAACAAAAGUAUUGAGAGUAUCUUUUAAUAUUAGGGAUAGUGAGAUCAUUUUUUAGGGGGCUAAUAUAUAUAUAUAUAAAAGAAAUGAAGUACAACACAAGGUAGUAUAAAAUCUUUUCAAAUCAAGAUAUUACUACUUAAUUUUUGUUGAAUUAAUUUUGUAAAAUUCAAGAGGACAACACUUAUUAUGGAAUGCAGGUAGUAUUAAUUUAUUGUUUCAUAACACUUAUUAUGGAUCCGAAGUCUCUGUGUGUGUCAUGCUUUCAUGUACAAAUCGGAUGGACAAUAUCAUACCACUUUAUCGUCACCAAAAAGUUCGUCAUUUUAGAAAAACUGUAUUAACUUCUAAAAAGUGAUAUAUAGUAAUUUUUAUUAUUUUUUAUUUUUUAUUUUUAUGUAAAAGAUUAUUUCAUCUCUCAUGGUUAAAUCCGAACGUACAUAUUUACGUAAAAAUAAAAAAACUUCACACCUUUGCAUAAUAUACAUUGAAAAUCCAACACCAUUAGCGAUAGUUGCAACGACCUUUACAUCAAUACUUGGGAAAAGAAAAAGAAAAAGAAACAAAAAUAAAAAAUAAAAAAUUGCAUUGUUGCGUGCAAACUUUCACACUGAACAUUCAACUUCUUUACAUUGUAAAUGUAACAGCUUUACAUCAUUCAAGCAAUCCCCUUUGCAUUGUGCGUGCAACACCAACACUCUUUAUAAACGCAAAGUUAAUUUGUCUCUGAAAUCUCUAACCAGAUUUAUAAAAAUAAAAAAAUAAAAAAAAAUAAAAAAAAA
Messenger RNA from Cornus florida, 3576 nucleotides. Its product is annotated as protein IQ-DOMAIN 22. Gene Ontology annotation, molecular function: protein binding. The record is from RefSeq and is a predicted model, not a curated record. The coding region runs from base 202 to 1698 and encodes 498 amino acids. Lineage: Eukaryota; Viridiplantae; Streptophyta; Magnoliopsida; Cornales; Cornaceae. The transcript has 4 exons.